This is a messenger RNA of Gigantopelta aegis, 3677 nucleotides long. Its product is annotated as soluble guanylate cyclase gcy-35-like. The transcript has 6 exons. Bases 212 to 2065 code for a protein of 617 amino acids. NCBI's taxonomy places the organism in Eukaryota, Metazoa, Mollusca, Gastropoda, Neomphalida, Peltospiridae. The record is from RefSeq and is a predicted model, not a curated record. Gene Ontology annotation, biological process: intracellular signal transduction; cGMP biosynthetic process; receptor guanylyl cyclase signaling pathway. Gene Ontology annotation, molecular function: guanylate cyclase activity; peptide receptor activity.
CAAACAGAUAAAGAUAUAUUAAAAAAAAUAUUGACAAAACAUGAGAGAAAGAUAAAGUCAAUUAACAACAUAAACGACAAUUUUCUACCGAAGUUCGAUACAAAUCGUCGAAUCACUGCGCUCACUGUAUCAACAAUGAUCCGCGGAGAAAGCGCGAGCCUCGUUCUUCCAUCGAUCAGCACCGAGCGAGCGUUUCCCGCGCUACUUUAUAAUGCCGUCUGCACGCGAUGGCGCGCUCACAUUCGUCCUGCCGAUGCCGCAGUCAGACCUCACCUACGACGACCACAAACCCACGGGCCACGUGGCCAUCGGGUACUGCUGUCACAGCGUCACCAGCCUCGAGACGAAGCGAGGGCGGCGCAACAACGCCGUCAUCCUCCUCUUUGUCGUGCUCAUCCCAGUGGUGGCGUUGUUUGUCCAGAACACCAUCAACGUCCAGCAGAAGUCCAUGGCCGUGCAGCGGACGAUGGAAGUCAGGGACGACAUUCUCUUCAGCGUCGAGACCGGGAUGGUGAUCCACUACGUCCAGAUCGAGCGAGGGGUGACGGCGCUCUACGUCAGUUCCGGCUUGGACGCAGAAGUCCUGACCACUUUGAGGGGUCACCGGAACCGGACGAACAAGUCGAUGAGGGCCCUCACCCAAUGGCCCAAGACGACCGUGCCUAAAUAUUUCUCGAGCGUCGAUGCGUAUCUCAGUGAGAUCCAGGUGUUCAGGGACCAUAUCAACGUCAGCACGGAGGUCGUCGAGGUGUUGACGUUCUACAGCGAGGGGAUCGAGGUUAUGAUUCAGUGGGUGUCAGAGAGUGUGAAGUUCUCUCGGGAGGGGACGCUGUGGCAGGUGUUAGUCGGAUACCACAUGCUGAUGGUCGGCAAGGAGCAGGCCGGAGUGGAACGAGCUUUAGGGGGCACGUUCUUCGCUCAAGGACGGUUUUCCCCACACGAGAUGGAGUCGUAUAUUCGACGAAAGGUUCUGGGCGAGUCCUACCUCAAGAGAAGCGCCGAAUACCACCCGGAAGUGGAGACGUUCCUUAAGAAAAACUUCCGGGGCACCGACCUCGAUCUUCGCCUGGCGGAACUUAAAGGCCGGAUCUUGGCGAACAACGAAUCGGCUGCCUCCGUGAGCAUGGGCUCGUGGUGGUUCCGGAACAUGACGCAGUACAUCAACAUGCUGAAGGCGAUCCAGGACAAAUUGGCGGAGGACAUCGUCAGCGAACUCGACUUCCAGACGGCGACGCUCAAGAACAGCCUCACCACCAGCAUCAUCGUCAUGCUGUUGGCCAUGCUGCUCACCCCCGUCGUCAUGUUCUGUCUGCUCCGAGUGGCCACGAAGAUCGAGAAAUUCGCCGUCACGCUCACGGAGCGCACGCACGACCUCGACCUGGAGCGCAAGCGCAGUCAGACGAUCCUCUUCGAGCUGCUUCCGGUGCAGGUUGCGCAGAAGUUGAUAAACAGGGAGACGAUUGAGCCGGAGAGUUACCAGUCGGCGACGGUUUUCUUCUCCGAUAUCGUCGGCUUCACCGUCAUCUCGUCCAACAGCUCCCCGCUGCAGAUAGUGGCCAUGUUGAACAUGUUGUACAAGAAGUUCGAUGAUGAGCUGGAAGUGUUCGACGUCUAUAAAGUGGAGACUAUAGGCGAUGCCUACAUGGUUGUAUCCGGGUUGCCUCAGAGGAACGGCGAAAGGCACAGCGCGGAAAUAGCCAACCUCGCCUUGAAUUUGAGAAUAAUCAUUUCCGGUACGUCAGUACCGCACAUUCCAGAUCAUAAACUACAGCUGAGAAUCGGCAUCAAUACAGGUCCUGUUGUAGCUGGUAUAGUGGGCACCAAAAUGCCGAGGUAUUGUAUUUUCGGCGACACCGUCAACGUUGCGUCCAGAAUGGAGUCGACGAGUUUACCACUGUAUAUUCAAAUUUCACAAAGCACGAAAGAUGCGUUAGAUAAACACAGCGGAUUUGUGACGGAAGAUCGCGGAUCUGUCGAAAUAAAGGGUAAAGGUCUGAUGAACACAUACUGGUUGAUAGGUACAAAUACGAAUCCGAGGCUGACCUGCUCGUUGUCAGGGAGAUGACGUCGCCACACCGUCCAAUGAUACGUACACUAACUGUUCUGUGAUCAGCAGCAAUUAAUACUGGAGCACUUGAUACUUUAAUUCUUUGGAAUGAUAUUACAUUUUUAUAUAUAUAGCACUAUCUAUUGGUUUUGGGUAGUGACAGUUAUCAUGGGCGCCAUUUUACUAAGUGAUCUUAAAGAUUCGCCCUAAAAUCACCUAAUAAAGAAAUUUAGUUCUUCCAUUGUACUUUUGAUGGCUUAGGUAAUUAGAGCCCCAAACGUAAGCAUACGAGACAUGGGGGCAAGAAGGGCUGCAACUAACCCCCUAGUGCUGGAGCAAACCCUCAAAUUCGGGCAAAAACGAUAGAGAUAUUCGGGCAAAAUGUGCUAAGCUCGGACAAUUUUCCCAUGUAUUUCCAUCAUUCUACCUGCAAAAUUAGUUGUAAUCCAUGUACAAAUGCGUAGUGAUUCGUUGGCAACCCUAUAUAGCUGUUUGGCAUUAAUGCUAAUAAGACCCAAAAUGCUGUUAUCCAGAUUCGGGCAUUUUCAUUUAAUUCGGGCAAAAGUCAGCCCCCCCCCCCCCUCCCCGCCCUACAAAAAUGGGAGCUUGCACGCCCAUGACAGUGAGAUCGCUCAGUGAAACGGGGCCCUGUUAUUAGCUAAUCUAGAUUCUUACACAGUAGAAAGGUUUCACAAUCACACCUUUACUGUUAUGAAUAAGCAUAACAAUGGUCUGAAAGUAUAUAGCCUGUUUAUGUGUUACACGUGUGUAAAUACAUACAUAUACCCUUCUUAAAGGGACAUACCCUACUUUUUAAACAAUAAGGCAUAUUUUGCACUAUUAGAACCGUUUUUGAUAACUGAAAUCAUACUUUACUUAGAUGUUAUUGUUUAGAUUAUCCAUUUCCGUACAUUCGAAGUGUUUUUGGUCAUCCUGGUGUUUUUUAAUAUCACAAAAUGCAUUUCUCAUAUGGAGUCCAUUUGUAGUCUGUUUUAGAGGAUGUUUCACCAUUUCAAAGUCACAGACUCAUGUUUCACUCUAUUGUAAUUUUAUCCAACUGUGUUACAGGUUUGUAGAUUAACUAAACUUAGUGUUAAUUUUCACGGGCUGAAACUAGGGUCUGUUACCUUCGUAAAUUCGGUGAUUCGAUAAGUUUUAAUCGUUGAUCUAGUUUCACAGAUCGGCACGCAUAGUAUCUUAAAGAUGGCCGCAUUCGUAGAAGUGUUACUUAUUUAUUAUUAUUAUUAUUAUUAUUAUUAUUAUUAUUAAAUUUGAUGUUAGCCACGAAGUGUAUUACACGUAGCAGGUUUACCAUCGUAAAAAGAGCGGGAAGCAAAUUGCUGUGACGUCAACAACUUCACUCAAAGCGGUGACCUAUCAUUAUCCGUAACAGUAACGGUGUGGUUGCGAAACAUAUCUAAUGUCUCAGGUUUGAAUGACAUUAGUUACAUUUGAGUUACAUUUUAUAUUUGAAGCGGACGUAUGGACCUGUGGCGUAGCGAGGGGGACACGGGGUCCAUUCCCCCUCCCCCAUCAAAACUUUUUUUUAUAAAAUGCCCCCUCCCCCAUCAAACCUUUUUUUUUAUAACAUCAUACAUCCAUACUACAUACAUACGUACAUACUGUACAU